Molecule: messenger RNA, 3963 nt
Organism: Scatophagus argus
Lineage: Eukaryota; Metazoa; Chordata; Actinopteri; Scatophagidae
Gene: st8sia5
Product: ST8 alpha-N-acetyl-neuraminide alpha-2,8-sialyltransferase 5
Exons: 9
Coding region: 830-2251 (473 amino acids)
Biological process (GO): N-glycan processing; oligosaccharide metabolic process
Molecular function (GO): alpha-N-acetylneuraminate alpha-2,8-sialyltransferase activity
Source: RefSeq, a predicted model, not a curated record
CAGUGUCACCGCGGUGGGCGUCAGCUCUGAGGAAAUUACAGUGAAAUUUAGACCAUGAAGGCUAAUCUACACUUUGAUGGCAGUUUUUACCAGCCUCGGGAGGUCAGCUGUACUGAGCUGUCAAAUGUAUUUUGAUUGCGCAGGUGCAUCCUUCCAAAGGAGACCAUGACCUUGGGUUUUGGCUGAGUAAGGAGCAUCUGAAUGAAGCGCGGCGCGCCCCCGGCUGUCGGGCUGAGAAAAGGCGCACCCUCCUCCAUUUACAUUGCAGCCACGCAGCUUUGCUCAGAUUGGAGAUGAAGAAUGGGGGAUGUGGGGAUUUCUUUUCUGUAGAUCUGUGUCAGUAAUUUAAAGGUAAACAAUUCGCGCUUGGCAUCGAUGCCUUUGUUUGAUGUUUCAACAUUUCGGGAUUGAUUAUAGGAAAAAAAAACAGCCCUCUUAACGUGUUAUUCGAGAUAAUUUGCGUCGCUUGCAUCUGAUCGAGUGACUGCACCUCGUCGACAAGAGCGGUGCGUUAUAGAUCUGAUCAAAAAAUCUCUCCCACUACGAGACGUUUCAUGUUCUUAUACUUAUCGGUUCGCAAAAAUAUUUAACGCAAUUGUUUUUGGCAGAGCUGGACACGGGAGCGCUAAUGGUUUGCAAUUGAGGUCACAGCAGGCGAUAAAUUGCGAUGCUUAUCAUCCAACAACAAUGACGCUGCGGCGCGAGAGCAGCAAAACAGCCUAGGAAGGUGAUGGACAAUGUCCUGUCCUGUGGGUACAAGACACCGGCGCUCCUGGUCCUGAAUGCAGCGGAGACAGACACCUAAAGCGGGUGUCACCGUCAGCCCUGGAUGCUGCGCCGAAGAAUGGCAUACGCCGACCCAUCGUCGGGGAAAGACAUACUCGGCAAUAGAUCUCUUUGCUUUAUAUUCAUUUGCGCAUUUGGACUCGUCACGUUAUUGCAACAGAUUCUCUAUGGAAAAAACUACAUCAAGAGUGCGCAACAGUUUAGCCGACUCAAAGGGGACGAGACAGGAAAUUGGACCGGUCCUGUUAAUUUCUCGGAUGAUGGAUCUCUGAAGCCUGCCAGAAAUGGAAGGAAAAGAUGUUUCCGUCAGAAUUUUCAGCCAGAUUCACAGAUCUCCGUAAUAGUCACACCCUGCCUAGCUGAUAUUAAGAAGAAAAAAAAACGCCCUCAAAGGUAUCUGGAAAACUAUGAUGGCUCCUUUGAAUAUAACUCCACUGCAUGCAGGGAGCUCAGACAGGAGAUUAUGGAUGUCAAAGUCCUGACAAUAAACGUGGUUAAUUGGGGGAAAAAACAUGGCCAUGGUUAUCCUUCCUCACUCCACAAGUCUCUCUGCCUGUCUGCCAGGGUGAAAACCUCAGAGCUGUUUGAGAGAUGGCGAAACCUGCAGGUGUGCAGAUGGGAGCAGAACAAGGAAGAGACCAGCAACUUCAAGAUGUCUCUGUCUCGCUGCUGUAAUGCUCCGUCCUUUCUGUUCACCACCAAGAGGAACACUCCUGCAGGGACCAAGCUGAGGUAUGAAGUGGACACCAGUGGUAUCCUUCCCAUCACCAAUGAGGUCUACAAAAUGUUCCCAGAUGAUAUGCCGUAUUCCAAAUCACAGUACAAGAAAUGUGCUGUUAUUGGAAAUGGCGGCAUCAUCAAGAACAGCAAAUGUGGAAAGGAAAUUGACUCAGCAGAUUUUGUGUUUAGGUGUAACAUACCACCCAUUAAUGAGAAGUACACAGCCGACGUUGGCACUAAAACAGAUCUGGUGACAAUAAAUCCAAGCAUUAUUACUGAGAGAUUUCAGAAGCUGGAGAAAUGGCGGCGUCCGUUUUACGAAGUCCUCCAGAAUUACGAGAACUCGUCCGUGGUGCUUCCUGCUUUCUACAACACCCGUAACACCGAUGUAUCUUUCAGAGUGAAGUACAUGCUGGAUGACUUCGACUCCCAGAGGGGCGUGUUUUUCUUCCACCCGCAGUACCUGCUCAACGUGCAGCGUUUCUGGGCGGUGCAGGGCGUCCGGGCCAAGCGGCUCAGCAGCGGCCUGAUGCUCGUGACCGCCGCCUUGGAGAUGUGUGAGGAAGUCCACCUCUACGGUUUCUGGGCGUUUCCAAUGAACCCCUCUGGCAUCUUCAUCACUCACCAUUACUACGACAACGUCAAGCCACGGCCGGGCUUCCAUGCAAUGCCCCAUGAAAUUUUCAACUUCAUUCACAUGCAUACUCGCGGGAUCAUUAACGUACACACGGGACAGUGCACGUGAUCCCUCAACCCGCUACUUUAAAGUGGAAGCUCGACAUUUUACCUUCUGGUUUAUUUCAAAUCAAAUCAGGUUUACCUGUUGUGUUUUCUUUAUGUCACUGAGACAGUUCACUAUUUCCUCCCUCUUUGCUCUCAUUAAUUCGACAACACAGUGAAGGUUGCUUGCUUUAAUUGUCAACCUGCUUUUCUUUUUGAUGUGUACCUUAAGUUGUUUAUUUAGCCAAUCAAAUCUAUGGUUAGCUCUGAGUCUCUAACCAUAAUGUGAAAAGUGUUCUUCAUAGUGUUGUUGUUUCUGUGAAGUUUUCUAGUGGCUCUGCUGUACAGAGAUGUUGUUUUCUACUCAACGUUGCACAGAUAUUUACGCUGAACUGGGCUGCAGUGUGGGUGUCUUUGUGCCCCCGUCAUUCCUCCUCCUUUUAACUCGGACACCUCGUGGGUGUGGCAGCUUUUAAUGUUUGUGUAAAACAAAACCUGAACCUUGAUAUUAAGCUAAGAAUUCAAAAAAUGGUGAAAAAAAGAUUAAAUUCUAAGCUCCAGUUGUCUACUUUUGUAAUCUAUUUCCAGUUCACCAGUUUUACCAGGUGAAUAUUUUAAACCACUACUGAAAUGGCCUGUUUUCAGUGGCCAACCUUCUCCCAUUUAAAAUUUUCCUCUGAAAUUUCUGGUGGUAUAAAAGCAUGUACAAGAGGAUCAGUGAAGAGGAGGUUUUAGACAAAAGCCAGACUAAUAUUUUACAGUGACACCACUUCAGUAAAACUUUGACUUUCAAGGCCGCCGUCCAGUUUGCAAAGCAUCAUAGCUGUGUUGAGUGAUCCCUUCAUUCAUGUCUUAAGCCAUGCUGCCUUAUGAGAUAUCAAAACCCUCGAUAUUAUAUCCACUGCGCUCAUGUGUUUUGCUUAAUCUACAGCUACAUAAACAUCAAACUAAAUCUUAGUUAGUUCGCCUUGAAUACAAAGGACAUUUAAGACUAUCUAAGGUAUAGAAAUUCAUGUGCAAUUCUCAGCUUAUAAUCUAUUGGAAUUAGCAAAGUCUUACUGCCUGUAAACUCCAUUCAUAAUCAUGUAACAGUCUGCAUGACUUUAUACUUGGCUUUGUGUGUGCCUGCUUCGAUGAUCACUGAAAUAUGUUUACACUUAAGCCUCUACACGGAAGUUCACAGCGCUUUUGGAGAUAAAUACACAAAGCUUUUGACGGGAAGAUGAACGGAUUCCUUUAAGUGAACUCUAUACGGAUUCUCAAUGAUUAAAGAGACAGAAAUGAAGAUGUUUGCUGCCCUUUUGUGAAGUGCUAAAACACUUUUAUUACUACUGUAUUACUUCACCUUCCCUUUUGAAUUGUCAACGUUCAAUUUGCGUUUAAGUGUUGGAAAGCAGCGUGGGUUUUUACUGCUUAUUUUGUUGUACACUUUUAAGAGAUUGUAAAUUGCUAUUUUGUGACACUCCUCUGUUCAGGCUUGGCUGUCCUUUGUAUGUGAAGGACGUCAUUGCCAAAAGAUUUAAACAUGCUGUGUCUUUCUUCGUUUAUUCAGAGAUUUGAGUUCAACAAAUAUGAUCACCAAAAAUGUGAAACGUGACUGAAUCCAGAAUGGGACGGAAAGGGAACCGGUCUGUGUACUGAAUGGAGGUAAUAUAUAACACAGUGCUUCUUAACUGACUCUUAAUCAUUCUUUAUACUGGUAUUGUGUUUGUAAAUAAACUUGUUUGGAUUUUCUCA